This is a messenger RNA of Phoenix dactylifera (date palm), 1115 nucleotides long. The record is from RefSeq and is a predicted model, not a curated record. NCBI's taxonomy places the organism in Eukaryota, Viridiplantae, Streptophyta, Magnoliopsida, Arecales, Arecaceae.
GAAGAGAGAGCGAAAUCACUGCUUGAUAGUUUGGAGCUGAGGAGGGGUGAAAGAACUCGGCAAAAGGUCGGCGAAGAGGAAAACGAAGCGAUGCGGGCGGCGCUGGAGAAACCCCUUGUCGUCGCCGCCGCGGCUGCGGCGCUGGUGGUGGGUGCCCUCCUCGUCUCGAGCUUCAUCCGUGCCGGCGACCGCGCCCUCCUCUGCUCCUCCAUCUUCUCCUCCUCCUCGUCCUCCUUCUCCUCCUCCUCCUCUUCGGAGCUCGCGGAGGCGCUCCUCCACUACGCCACCACCAACGUCGUACCCCAGCAGUCCCGCGCCGAGAUGCGCAUAUCCUUCGACGUCCUCCGCCGCCGCGCCCCCUGCAACUUCCUCGUCUUCGGCCUCGGCCACGACUCCCUCAUGUGGUCCGCCUUCAACGCCGGCGGCACCACCGUCUUCCUCGAAGAAGAUCCCAAAUGGUUCCAAUCCGUCACCAAGGCCUCCCCGGCCCUCCGCGCCCACAACGUCCGCUACCGCACCCAACUCAUCGAGGCCGACGAUCUCAUCAAAUCCUACCGAUCCGAGCCCUCCUGCCUCCCGCCGGCGGCGGCGCCACUCAAGAACAACCACCGGUGCCGGUUGGCCCUCGCCGACCUCCCCGCCGAGAUCUUCGAUCGGGAGUGGGAUCUCAUCAUGAUCGAUGCUCCAAAGGGGUACUACAACGAGGCGCCGGGCCGGAUGGCGGCGAUCUUCUCGGCGGCGGUGAUGGCGAGGAGCCGGCGGGGAGAGGGCGAGACCGAUAUCUUCCUCCAUGACGUCAAUCGGAAGGUCGAGAAGAUGUUUGCGAUGGAGUUUCUCUGCAAAAAACACCUCGUCGGCGGGACUGGCCGGCUGUGGCACUUCCGGAUCCCGCCGGUGAGGGGGAACGAGACCUCCGCCUCCAGCGAGAAGAGCUUCUGCUGAAGUUUUGAAAUUUUAGAUUUUCCGAGGGGCUUUCUUGUUACUUUAUUUUUGGGCUUGUACUUAAUCUCUAUUUUUGAAUUUUACUUAUACCCCUACUCUAUCCGUUUGCAUGGAUUUGUGAAUUUUGAUUAAAUUAUAACAAAUGAGCAGGGUGGAAAUGGUAGUGGAGGCAA